Messenger RNA from Somion occarium, 806 nucleotides. Lineage: Eukaryota; Fungi; Basidiomycota; Agaricomycetes; Polyporales; Cerrenaceae. The record is from the annotation of a GenBank genome assembly.
AGUAAACCGGCAACCACCUUGACUUAUAACCUGAGCCCAAAUUUUGGAACCGCAUCAUCUUGUUUUUGCGCAACCACAUCGUCUUAGGACCUUCUUGUAUAUCCACUUUAGACGUUCUCUUACGACCCCACAUUAGAUCUUAGAAAUGCCUUUCGCUCCAGGUGACGCCGCCAAGGGUGCCGGUCUUUUCAAGACUCGUUGUGCUCAGUGCCACACCCUCGCUGCUGGUGAGCCCCAUAAGGUCGGCCCCAACCUCCACGGUGUGUUCGGUCGUAAGACUGGUCAAGGAGAGGGCUACGCCUACACUGCUGCCAACGUGAACAAGGGUAUCACUUGGGAUGAGCAGACUCUUUUCGAGUACCUCGAGAACCCCAAAAAGCAUGCGCAGUACAUCCCCGGUACUAAGAUGGCCUUCGCUGGUCUCAAGAAGGACAAGGAUCGUAAUGACCUUGUCACAUACUUGAAGGAGGCGACUGCAUAACUUAUCUCUCCUCUUCUCUGGGACAUUGUAUUCUACUUUACCCUAAUGCUAGCUUAGGAGUAGUUCAGAUAGAUGACUACUCAUCCUCCUCGCACUCAUAUCCCUGUGCAACCCACCACUCAAUUGCAUAUCAUUUCGGGUUUUGCAAACUUCAGCGAGUAACUUGUAAGUCUCUUUCUUUGUGUAUGGUGUGAGGGCGAAUCAUCUACGUCGCAUUUGCUUGUUCUGGACUCUUGCUUUCUUGGAUCUAUGUCAUCUGAUACUUUGUGUUUUCCGCCCGUAUUCCUUAACAUUGAACGGACGAAGAGAAAACCUCCGAUUCCGC